CCAAUCGCCACGUACUACUGAUCGCCCUGAACGAUACCCUUGGCGGUGGCUGGGAGCGGCAUCACCUGCAUUAACGCGGCUAGGGUUCUCCAACCACCAAGAAGCGGUCAGUAAGCUACAUAAGCCCAUCAGCGAUCCGAACUCUCCCCACGAGCUCGCAUACUCCAAGAUUGACGAGCACGACUAUCGCAUCCUUCAACGAGGCCAGUGCUUGAUUGACAUCUGGAACCCCUCACUUGGUCCUGUCAUCCUUCAAACCCAGCCACCGCGACUUCAGCUCAGCUUUUCAGCUCCGGAUAGCUGAUUGACUGCGAAUUUGCAACGGCUCCAUCUCUAAAGUGAAUACAACACAUACAAAAGCCAUCAUGGGCUGGUUCACAGGCACCUCCUCUCGCUCCCACAGCCGCCCUGGCUAUGCCCGCUCUUCCGCUGGCUCAUCAUACUCUACCCACCGCGGCUCCACCUCCUCCUACAAGCGCCGCCCGCGUGACGGUUACAUCCAAUCUAUGCUACACAAGUUCAAGCGACUUUUACGGCGGCUUUACGACUACGCGCGCCGCCACCCCUACAAAGUCUUCUUCAUGGUCGCCAUGCCGCUGAUCUCAGGCGGCGUGUUACACAAGACAGCGAAGCAGUUUGGGAUCCAGCUACCGGACUUUCUGAAGGGAAGCGGUGCGCACCAGAGCAGAGGAGGGGGGGGAUACUAUGGUAGUGAGGGGUAUGGACGUGACGAGAUGGGUGGUGGGAUGGGUGGAUUGGGUGGACUGGGGUCUAUCGCGAGCGGCAUGGGGGGAUUGGGGAGCAUGGUGAAGAUGGCGCAGGCGUUUAUGUGAGGCAAUGGAUGAGAUGAUACCGUGCGGGAGGAGUUGGUUCGUACGUUUGGGUUGCGAAGAGAGAGGACGACCCAAUUUGGAGCAGGGCAGUCUUUCAUUACCUGGCCUCUACGAUUAUACCCAGUUUGAGGGCCUCCGAGGGGCUCACAUUCGAAGAUCUCAUUUUUCAUUGGCUCGCCUUGACGAAAUUGGACCUAAUGGGAGGUUUGCUUGUCUCUUUUAACUUUCUUUGGCACUAUGGAACGGCUUUACGAUUCGGCAUCUGACCCCUUUAUGAUUGGAUAUGCCACUUCACCUUGUACUCUUAUUGUAUAAACUUGGCCAUCCCAAGAGGAGUCAAGCAAGUGUACAGUACAGUGCAUGCAAGGUGGAUGGAAACUCAGACUUGUACGAGAUAAAGCGACUGGUCUGGGGAGGAACUAAAAGGGGGAG
Molecule: messenger RNA, 1265 nt
Organism: Mytilinidion resinicola
Lineage: Eukaryota; Fungi; Ascomycota; Dothideomycetes; Mytilinidiales; Mytilinidiaceae
Exons: 1
Coding region: 366-833 (155 amino acids)
Source: RefSeq, a predicted model, not a curated record